Messenger RNA from Ostrinia furnacalis (Asian corn borer), 4413 nucleotides. Its product is annotated as ral GTPase-activating protein subunit beta-like. The transcript is spliced from 29 exons. The record is from RefSeq and is a predicted model, not a curated record. Gene Ontology annotation, molecular function: GTPase activator activity. Gene Ontology annotation, biological process: activation of GTPase activity; regulation of small GTPase mediated signal transduction. Bases 1 to 4413 code for a protein of 1470 amino acids. NCBI's taxonomy places the organism in Eukaryota, Metazoa, Arthropoda, Insecta, Lepidoptera, Crambidae.
AUGGAUGAAGUGAACUUGAUUAAUGAGCAAUCUGUUGGAAGUGAAAUAAAUGAAGAUAACUUAGAGAAAAGCGAUUCAUUAAGUGAGAUACAAGCAGUUCCCCAGGAAUUUGAAUGGGAUAAUGUUGGCAUGGAUAUUUUAUCACAGGACAACCGUCCGGAUAAAAGAGGUAGAAAUGAUAGUGAUGAGAAUGAAGACGGUUUCAUAACUGUAACAAGGAAGAAAGCUAAGCGCAUAGCGCGAAAUGAAGUAACUUUAUCAUAUGGGAUCGUCAAACAAGUAGAAACUGAAGUAAAUGAAGCAGAAUUACAACAAAUAUUUCAGUGUGACUUCGAGAUUAUAGCGGCAAAAAGAUUAAAAAGAUUAUCCAAUGAUGGCGGAGACCUGAUCAGCAAGCAAGCUGUCCUCUGCCACCGCGUGCUACGGCUAGCUCGCUCCCUCGCCGGCUCGGCCUUGCAGGGCGUGCGAAUUCCACUGAAGACCUUUAAAAAAAUUGGCGCUGGAUAUUCAACCACCGAGAAACCGCGCGGUUACCGCACGUGUCUCAACAAGGGCUCAUAUUUGGUGCGUUGCCCCCAAGGCGGCGACCUGAUCAGCAAGCAAGCUGUCCUCUGCCAUCGGGUGCUCCGACUCGCUCGCUCCCUCGCCGGCUCGGCCAUGCUGGGCGCGCGCGAGUGGCGCUCGCUGCUGCUUCUGCUGCUGGCGUGCGCAUCCGCGCUGUUGUCGCCGCCCGCGCCGCACCACUCGGCCGCUGAGCAGCUGUGCGAGCGCGUGCUGUGCGUACUCUUCGAAGUGUGGAUACUGGCGUGCCACAGAUGCUUUCCGUCGCCGCCGCUGUGGCGCACUCUGCGAGCGCAGUGCGUGCGCUGGCGGCACCGCGCGGCGCUGACGGAGCAGUGGGCGCGCGCGUCGCUGUGCCUCACGGCGCGCCUGCUGCGCCACAUGUACGGCCCGCUGUUCCCCGCCAUGCCCGUCAGCGAGGAGGACGCGACCCUGAUACCGGCAGACAUGAGCGCGGAAGCGGUGAUGCAGAGCUGGUAUCGCAUGCUGCACACCAUCGGCAACCCUGUGGACCUGUGCCGGCCGCACCUCAUCAGCCAGACGCCCGACUUCCUGCAGUAUUCAAUCACAGCGGAAGAAGGCGCACGCGACCCGAGCCAGCACCCGUGCCUGGCGGCGCUGCCGUCCAUCUUCCACAAGGCCAUGAAGGGCGUGGCCGCGCACGUCGACGCCUUCCUCGGGCGGGGCGACUGCCGGUGGUGGGCGGUGCCAGAAGCGGGCGCGGCGGCCGACGACGAGGACACGCCCCCCGCGCACCGCCGCCUCGCCAAGUCCUUCAGCGUGUCCUCCCGGCCGAGGGAGCCUAAGCCCGAGCGCGGCACCCCGCGUACGUCUCUGAUUGGACUGACAAGCAGCCGGCCGGCAAGCGUUGCGCCCACCACGCCGCCCAACUCCAUUACGUCGCAAGUGUGCGACGCAGAAAAACCCCCAUUGACACCGUUGCGGCCGAAAGUGAAUUCUAUCUUCCACCUGUUUGGGGAGUGGCUGUUUGAGGCGGCGCUCAUCGGGACCACGCCUCCUUACACCAACAACCAACAACGCGCCGACGGCACACCGCCACCGCCGUCGAUGUCUGACGCUACGUACAAACUCAAUAUGAUGAGUUAUCAACCAGGUCGCGCCGAAGCCCUGGGUACGCUUUGCCGCGUGCUAUGCUCGAAGCAGUGUCGCGAAGAAGUAUUAGCCCCAUAUUUGGCCCGAUGCUACGCCGCCAUACACCGGGGUCUGCGAGACCCCGCUACCGCUGCUGCCGUGGUCUUGAACGCGCCCGACAUAUUCAGAUUGGACCUAGACGGCGUAUUAGUUCUUGUGCCAGACUUCAUCUCGGCACUUGAGAAGAUCCUCUGCGAGCGGGAGCCCAAGCUGGAGUGCGGGACCAUAGACAAGCGCGAGCUGCGCAAGGCCGCUAUAAGCGCGCUGUUGUCUCUGGUCGCUUUCCCGCACCAUUAUAAGGGACUGCCGGUGCCUGAGUUCCCUGGGUGUAAUGAGUAUGCUGGCAUGACGCUAGGCGACCUCGUGCGAGGCAAACUGUCUCUGAUCUGCGUCUCAGCUGUCCAAGUGGAGUGGUCCGACGCACUCGCCGUGCCGUUACUAAGUGCGCUAUACCUGUGCGUUCGACACAACGCACAGUCUGGCGGGAGAGCCGCGUCUGCGCCGCCUGGAUCGACGAUGUCGCAGACUACUGAUUAUAAAGCGCGGUCGGAUAGCGGCAGCGCGUCGGGCAGCGCUGAAGGACACUCGUCCCUUGACGACUUCGCGGCCGACGUUAGGGAGCUAGACCCAUCCUCGCCUGUUUUCGGUGCAGCGUUAGUGGUUCGCGCGACGUACCUCGUGUGCCACCGGCUCAUUUCUUCGUGGAAGGGAGACUUGCAGGUCUCGUUGGCUGCCUUGGAACUGCUGUCAGGUCUAGCCAAGCUACACUCCGCUAAACCGGAGGCGGUGGAGCGCAAGCGCGCCGUGCGCUGGAUAUGCGACUACAUCGUGGUGCAGUGCUCGCGGCCGCCGCAGGCGCACUCGCGCGACCUGCACUCGUGCGUCGUGUGCGCCUACGCCUGCCUCGCCGCCUGGCUGUGUCCGGCGCUGCUGGACGCGGCCGACACGCGCGCCACGCUGCUGCAGGUCGUCGAGCUGGGGCUGUCCGGCGCGCGCAGCCAGGGUAAACCUGGCGACCCACCAAAGAUGAAGGACGAAAAGGAGUUGAAACCAGUCUCCAUGAGAGUUCGAGAUGCUGCCGAAUCUUUGCUAAUGCUCAUAUUGGAUCAGGAGGGUGAGAACGAACCAGGUGGUGGUCGCUGGUGCAGACUCGACGAGAGAUGGUUACGAGCGCUUGGUCAUGGAAGACUUCGACACUUCGUGGCGGACGGUGGUUUACUACUGUCGCUGCUGGAGGAACCGCUGGCCAACAGCCAGGAACCGCAGCCUACGUUAGUUGUGAUAAUCCGGUGCGGCUGGGGCCGCUUCGCGUGGUCGCUCAGCAGCCGGGGCGCCGCGCGCUGUGCGGGCCGGGGCGCCGGCGCGGCCUGCGCGCGCCCCGUCGAAAUGCUGCCCGCGCCCCGGCCCCCGCCGCCUGCCUGCCGCCCGCUGCAGCCGCCGCCCCCGUGCGCGCUCGACAGUGCGUUCCCAAGCCUAGAGUCUGUGCUGCGACAGCUGAACGAUCCCGAAGCACCGACGCUGUUCAAACUGCUGGACCAACAGGCCGCUAUAGAGAAACGCGUCACGGAGAGCGAAGAUAAUGUAGUACCUGAAGAAUACGUGCCGCCCGAGCCUGUGACAGAGUUCCAGACUGCGAGGCUGUUCUUGUCACAUUUCGGAUAUUUGAACAUCGGAGGGGAUAAAAAGGGAGGGCCCCCACGUCUAGUAGCCCUAGAUGACACAGCGCCGGGCUUCGAGGCAGCGUUGCGGCGUCUUGAUGCCUGUGGGUCGCGCGCGCCACUAACCGUUCACGUGUUUUGCGCGCGCGCCGGACAGACUACUGCCGCGGCUAUACUGGCUAAUGUGCACAGCUGCGAUACCGUGCCGCCUGGGUUCAUACGCAUGUUGCACGGAUUGGGCACGCCAGUAUACGUGCGCGGGCACGGCGGCUGGUCGGGGCGCGCCAGCACCAGCUACGACGCGCACGCGCCCGCGCAGCCCCGCCCUCCCCCCGACCCGCGCCGCGCGCCUGCCCCCGCUGUCUACGACGCGAGGGAGCAGGUUAUAUACUGGGCAGACUCCACGAACGAGAUAGCGUUUGUGGUGCCUUCAGGGCACGAGCUAGAUGAAGAGAAAAGUGAUACCGACGGCGGCUGCCAAUCUACCAGCAGAAGCUCGGACAAGGCGGCGGGCUCGUGCUGGGACGUGUCCGGCUCAGGCGCGCCGUCGUACGAGCGUUCCGUGUCCGAGUCGGACAAGGCGUCCGCGCCCUUGGACAAGGCGCGCGCGCUGUCGCUUGACUUGGACAAGCAGCCUGCGGCACUCACGGGCAGCGGACGACGUAAUAGAGACUUCACACCAAAGAUCCUCAUCAUUUGGUUGGACGACUUUGAAGACCAUCUCAAUCUACCAAUAGAUGACCUUCUCCGUUACUGUGAGACUGGUCUCCCGUGGCGGCGCCACGAGGCCUACGUUAUGUGUGUGUCGCCUCGUCGCAGCGGAUUGCUACUCGUCCGUGUACCGCCGCCUGCUUCUUCCGCUGGAGUAUUAGCAGAUGGCGCCCAGUUGGCGCCUAGUUUACUGCCCGACUGUCUUAGGAGAGCGGCGUUGGACAGGGCGAGACGAGCUAGGCUGCAGACUGAUUUAUAUCAACCGCCCCACGUGAAACGGCGCCACCUCAUCCAGGAACUAGCGCAGNAGGCGACUUUGGCACUAAGGUAG